Molecule: messenger RNA, 8977 nt
Organism: Xenopus tropicalis (tropical clawed frog)
Lineage: Eukaryota; Metazoa; Chordata; Amphibia; Anura; Pipidae
Gene: tgfbr3
Product: transforming growth factor beta receptor III
Exons: 17
Coding region: 383-2908 (841 amino acids)
Cellular component (GO): plasma membrane; extracellular region
Source: RefSeq, a predicted model, not a curated record
GAAAACAAGAGCAGAGCUGCCUGUAGAUGGCGCAGUUUGCGCUGAGUUCGUACAUCAGGGAACUGCAGGAUUCGAACGGAAGAAACAAAAGCCAAGGGAGCUGAGGCCGCGCCUCCGGAGCAGUGAAGCUGCCGCCUCCUUUACCCUCUUUACGAGCCCGCAGUGUCCUACAGGGGGAGAUGCAUGGAAGCGGAGCCCAGUGGGAACUGACAGCGGACACCGGCUUGUUUGCGUCUCACUGACGGGUGAGUGUGGAAGUGGCAGAUGCCCAUUUGGUGCUGCCGGAAUAGCAGUGCGGGAGCAGGACAAGGGCUUGGUGCAGAUAAGAGGCUUUCAGCAGCUGGAUACUGACUUGUACUCUGCACUCUGUCUCAUAAGGAGCAUGGCAUCACUUUGUGCCCUGGCGUGCUUCCUCCUCAUCUUGCACUUGGCAUCCUCAGGUCCUCUGCUUGAUGCUCAGUGUUCACUCUCAACUCUUACUGAAUCCCACCCUGUCCAAGCCUUUCUUGAGAGUUUCACCGUUUUAUCUGGCUGUGCAAGCAAAGGAACAAUAAACUAUCCUCAAGAGGUACACAUAAUCAAUUUGAAAUGUGUGGAGGAAGAAAACUGUCUGCAUGAAAAUGAGGUCACGUUACAUUUGGCACCAAUCUCUUCAAUUUCAGUACAUCAGAAGCCUCUGGUGUUCAUCCUAAACUCUCCGAGCCCCCUAACCUGGGUGCUUAAAACAGAGGGAUUUGCAGCAGGUGUACGAAGAUUUUUUUUUGUUUCUCAAGGCUCCUCUGUUAAAUACGAGGCAGAAAAUUUUACCAUGUUUACAGAAACAGUCGAAAAACAUCUUCCUCAAGGAAAUGAACAUCUGUUGCAGUGGGCCCAAAAGAAUUAUGAAGCAGUGACAUCGUUCACCGAAGCAAAACUGUCCAAAAAUAUUUAUAUCAAAGUUGGUGAAGAUCCAGUUUUUCCCUCGAUAUGUAAAAUAGAAAAGAAUUUUCUUUCUCUGAAUUACCUUGCUCGUUAUCUUCAGCCUCAGCCUGCUCAAGGUUGCAAAUUAACAGCAUCUAAUGAGGAAAGGGAGGUUCACAUAAUUGAAUUAGAUGCUCCAAGCUCCAAACAAUACAGUUCAUUCCAGGUGGACAUAAUAAUUGACAUCAGACCACUUCAUUCAGAUUCUAUGCUUGCCAGAAAUCUUGUUCUUAUCCUCAAGUGCAAAAAUGCUGUCAACUGGGUUAUCAAGACACAUAAUGUUAAGGGAAAGUUGGAAGUACUGGCUGGGAAUACAGUCAGCUUUGGAAAAGAUGCUGAUAAGUCCUUGUUCACAAGCAAAUCAGUGAUCCCUAACAUGCCAUCGACUAAAGCAAGUUUAAUGAAAUGGGCCUUUGACCGGGGAUUUAGCCCUGUAACUUCCUACACUUAUGCACCAAUUGCAAAUCAAUUCCAUAUUAGACUCUUUGAUGACAUAGAAUUGAAUGAUGAAGAUGACCAUUUAAUUCCUCCAGAGCUAAUUGAGCUGCUAGAUACGCAUAAGUCUUUUAUACCCGAGAAAUAUAGCCCAAUAGACAGAGAGAAUGGUAAGGAGGGAGAGGCUGCACAUUCCUCAAAAGACAUAUUGGAUUCAAUAAUUCACGGUCUUGGAAUUGAAGAGCUUUCUCCAGAACCCAAGGAACCUGAAGAAGUCCAGGGGAAUAUAAACAUAGCCCUAUCUGUGAAAUGUGAUAACCAGAAGAUGGAGGCUUCAGUAGAAAAGGAAAGUCUACAGGCAUAUGGAUACAUAGGGACUGAGCUUUCUCUCCUCGAUCCAACAUGCCGUGCAUCAGAAAAUGCCACUCAUUUUAUCUUAAAGUCCUCUUUGACUGGAUGUGGAACACAGCAUAACAUUGACGACUUAAAAAACAUUGUUUACUACAACACUAUUGUUAUACAGCUGUCACCACCCACUGAGGGAAGUGGCUGGUCUAGCGAUUACGUGGAUUUGGAAUCUGGAGAUAACGGUUUUCCGGGAGACACAGAUGAAAUUGAAAUAGGUCUUCCCUACUUGAAGAGGCCUGAAAUUGUGGUGUUUAACUGCACAGUGCCACAAGAGACCAUGUCUUCCGAAGAUGUUGUAAUUUUUGAACGUCCAGAAUCCACUAUAAACAAUGUUACAUUUAACAUGGAUCUCUAUAAAACAGAUCUGUUCCUUACUCCUUCUCAGAAGCUUUUCUCUGUUGCCGAAAAUGGACAAGUAUAUGUGGAGGUUUCUGUAACGAAGGCAGAAAAAGAUUUGGGUUUUGCAAUACAAACAUGCUUUAUUUCACCCCACUCCAACCCAGACAUCAUGUCAGAAUAUACAAUAAUAGAAAAUAUAUGUCCAAAAGAUGAAUCCGUGAAAUUUUACAAUGUGAAGAGAAUGAACUUUCCUGUUCUUGCAGAACAAAUGGAUAAAAAGAGAUUCAGCUUUAUGUUUAAAUCUCUGUUUAAUAACUCACUGCUGUUUCUGCAUUGUGAGCUAACCUUGUGCACCACUAAUGGCAAAGAGAUGGAAGGGCUGCCAAAGUGUAUUCCCCCUGAUGAAGCCUGCACUUCUCUCAAUGUUGAGAUGAUUGUGGCAAUGAUGCAGAACAAGAAGACAUUUACUAAACCUUUGGCUGUUAUUACUCCAGCAGUAAAAACCCCAGGUCCCUCCUUAAAAGGCCCACCUGACCAUCAGGUUUUCUAUGGCCUGGAUACUCCGACAGUUGUAGGGAUUGCAUUUGCUGCAUUCAUUAUUGGAGCACUAUUAACUGGAGCAUUAUGGUUCAUCUAUUCUCACACAGGUGAAACAUCAGAAAGGCAGCAAGUCCCUACAACCCCACCGGCUUCAGAGAACAGCAGUGCAGCACACAGCAUUGGCAGCACACAAAGCACUCCCUGUUCCAGCAACAGCACUGCCUAACCCAAGCAAGGGGACGACUGAAGAUCAACGUGAAGGGCAGGAGUUCAAAGUCACUGUUUGUUGAUAUUAGAUUUCUAAGCUGGAAAGAUUUAUUUGGCUUCUUUCUUAAAGGGAAGAGAGAGAUCUCAGUGUAACAUCGCCUGAUUUUUAUUUUUUUCCUGGUUGGAUGCAGUCUUUGGUCCUGUCCAGAGCUUUUCAUGCCAAAGAGUGGUUAUACUACUAAUUAUGCAGUGUGUAAACCUGCAACAUGGGUUCCUUGGCUCUCAAUGUGAAGUGUAUGCCAGUUUAAGUAAUGCUGCUUCUAUCCUUUCAACCUGCAUCUGUGCUCCAUGGCUUUGUAUACCGCAGAAAAAAAAAGAAUAUCUAUUUGGUAUAUUCUGAAGCUGCCAUGGACGCUCCAAUGCAGUGUCAAUAUUUAGCCACUAUAAAGCAGCACUUUCUCUAAUGGUUCUUUAUUGCUGUUUUGUUGCUCUUCAGCUAUAUGCAUUUCUUCAUGGACCAAUAUUGCCCGAAGGUUUGUCUCAGUAAGCAUCUGUUUAUAUAGAGUAUGAGCAACAGUUUGUCUUAAUGUGACUGUAGAGACAGGACCGCAUAGAUACAGCUUUAAUGAGUCUGCCUGCUGCACUUGGAAAAAUGCUUUAAAUGUUCUUCAAGUGCCUUUUUAUAAGUGAGGUUUUCCAGGUCUCCUUCGUUUUUAUUGUUGUGAUACAAUAGUGAGGCUUUGGUUCUUCUGAGGGCAGUUGUCAAGGACAGAGGCUCUAAAAUCCUCUGCUCAUUCUGCUUGAGUGUGGCUGAAGUCUAUUGCUGAGCAACAGGCACGAGUCGCCUUAGGUUUUUGUGUUACCUGAUGAGGGGUUUUUUAACACUACCUGUGAGAAAGAUUGAUUGAAUGUAUACAAGAACCUGGAAUGUUGGCAUAAAAAUAUAAUAUUGCUAAUAGUGUUUUUUUUUAAAAAGGGAAUUGUGGAAUAGAUUUAUUAAAGUAUCCUGCCAUCUAAGUUUAGUAAAAGAGGGGAAGAUCUCUUAUUUGUGUUUUAUUCCAAAGGUUACACUGUUUAAUAGCUACCAGUAGCUUUUGUAUUAGAGCAGAGGUUUCAGAAACAUAACAUCACACAAUAAUUAUUUUUCAUGUAUGAUACAAUCUUCUCUGGCUAAAUGGCAAUAAGGAAGGCAAUGUAAUAAAAGUACUGGCCUGCUAUCUGAAAUAGGCGCUCAGUAGGUUUUUAAUGUCAGAAUAUCUAAUUUAUAAGCAUACUGUAUCUUUAUCUCACCACAUAGUGUAUACAGAAUGAUUUAAAGAGUGACGUUUAUCUCGCUGGUGACCAAGAGGCAAUUGGCAGGAAAAUGCUUCUGUGGCACUUUGCUGAGGAUUGGAUAACACCAUGAUUUCGUUUGUAAAUUGGAGCUACUACCUAGCCAGACAAAACAACAGUAUUUUGGCUGAAGGGGCCAAGUGCUGAUCCAUCUGGAAUCUUCAUUUGUGCAACCCCUGCACUCCCUUCUUUAGUAUCUCUUUAUGAAACCAUGCACUCAGAGCACAUAGAUUGAUGAUAAUUUAUUUGAAACCCUCCUUAUUAUGUGUAGUUUCCCUAGUUUUCUUAACACAUACACAAUAUCUUGUUAAUAAUAUAAUAUUACAGCUGGCAUUCACAGUUACAGUAUUACAACCAAAUUAUAUUUAUCUCUUGUAUUAUAAGCAAUACUGUUUUGCCAUCUGUAUUUGUUUGAAUCAUAGAACCUUUAAUUUAAGUGCAAUAAUACACAUCACAUCAUAUCAAUGUAGACUCCUACAUUGUCCAGAAUCACUCUCUAUGUAUUAUAGGGCAUAAUGAGUGUAUAAUUCAGUGUAUAAUUACUAAACCUGUCCUUAUCUCUACAUAUUUGCAAAUCUACCUGGCGACUUUUAAUAUGAUUAUUUACAGGAUGGGUUACACAGUGCCAUGUAAAAAGAGUUUUAUCUGGUUUCAAAAAGAAAUACUGUAUGUGAUAAUAAAGUAGGAGAACAGAGUGGUCAGUGACAUAUACUGUGAGCUAGGCACCCCAGUUGCCAUUGUUAAGGAUACCAAUAUUCACUAGUUGUUUGCAUGCAACAGCAUACAGGGAUUUAAACUGUGCUACAACUCCUACCAUCAUCUGACAAUAAUAACUCAAUAGUUCCAAUUUAUUAGCUCCUGAAUGAGAUACUUUGAUUUGUAUCAUUUAAAUCAGUUUUUUUUAAAUUCCAUGUGCAUAUGGAUGCAAACUGCAUAUUAGGGAUGCUCAUUCUACUAAACUGAAUAUUAAAAUAUGAUGUUGGAGUUGCAGCUUAGCAACAGUUGCAGACAGUCAGUCCUGCAGUAGAUAGUGGCUAUUGCUGUGCUCCUUAUGCUUCAUGUAGUGGGGAAAAUCACAAUAAGCCUGUGUACUUGUUUCAUUCACUUGAACGAGUGCAACUUGCAUGCUGGGAUAUGAUAUUGUAGGCUUUUUGCUAUAUCUUGCUCUCUUUAACUUUGUUAAUCAAUUUAAUUUUGUUCUCAGCUUGUGCUCAGAGUUAAGAAAGCUAACUCUCUUGCUAUCAGAGACAUUAAUAACCCAUGGUUCUCCUUAAGGGGUUGCAGUAAAGCUCACAGUGGUCACAAAUACAUCCAGACCCUCUGUAGUCCCAGCUAUUUCCCCUGUAUCUGGUAUACAGAAGCCACAAAAGUCACAAUCUCAGGAGAAUUAUGGAGCCCUGAGUGACACCAGAUAGGUAGAGCAGAGCUUGGCCCCUAGGCUAGCAUACUACAGCAGUCCCGCUCCAGAUUUAGCAAUACUAAUGGUUCUAUUAGUGCCUCUGACAGGCUAAGGGCAAGGGCACACUGAACGAAUUAUUCACUUUCCUCAGCCGGUGUUUUCUGAGUAUAUCGGUGCGGAUAUGCAAAACUUACACACUGCUCAGUGUAGCUCCACAGAGGCCAAUGUCAUGCCUGUCAGUUGGGCUCCACAAAAGAGCAGCUGAUCCACUUUCCUCUAUCUGUGUACCAAACGCAGGCUGACGAAUGCAGAUGGUCUGCUCGGUGUGCCCCUGCUCUAAGGAAUAAUAUAAGCUACGGAACCGUAUUGUUGGACAAUCAUGAGCUUUGCCUAACCUGCAGCUGAAUGUAUUUUACAAGCGUAUUCUUUGUACAAAAAAAACUUUUAAAUGUCUUCAAAGAAGACAAGAGUCUUUACUAUACAUAUAGCUAUAUUUUACUACAGUAUAUAUAUAAAGAUUAUAUUUAAAUGUUUAAGAUAAAUGUAAGUUACUCUAUACGUUUUUUUUUUUUUAAUUAUGUCAGUUACUGUGAAUUUUAACGUCCCCUUGUAAAUCCCCCCCACCUGACUCCAUCUCAUAGUUGGCAUUCUCCAAAAUCCUGAAUCUAAAUAUGGGCUGGACUACAAAUGUUUGUAAACACUUUAAAUGUAUAUGUUUGAGAAAAAAAAUAUUUGUAUAAUCAAUUUACUUUAUAAAAUAUAUGUCUAUAUUUACAGUUCUAAAGAUAAAAAAAUCACAUUUCUUUAUACAGAAUGUCACUUUAUUGGCAUAUAUUGUAUGCAAACUAUAUGGCCAUUUGUCUGUACUAAAGUUGGAACUUACACAAAGAGAAAUGCAGUUAUUCUUUAGUACAUCAAUCUAUGUUUGGAAUGUGUGUGUGUGUGUUUAUGUGUAUAUUGCUUAACUGCCAGCUUUUACAGAGUCAUGUAUACAUCUCAUUAUUUGAUUUUAUAUCUGUCAGUUUGGGUUGUUCUCAGAACUCGAGUACUAAAGGUAAUUCAUUGGAAAGACUUGAACACAGGUAACCUUUUGCCAAGUGCAAUUCCCUGCAUCGACAGACCAGUGUUCUGUGAAAAAGUUGGCAUAACAAAGGUUGUGUCUGGAAGGUUCAUGGCUCCCAACAUUACCACGUUAGAAAACUGGGACAUUUUACGGCAGAUCUCAAUACAAAAUCACACUAUUACACAGAUCCUGCCAAAAUAAGGGCAGUAGGGAGGUAUGGUAGGUGACAGCUCUCCUUGGCAUCGCUUAUGAAUUUACAUGACUGCAAACCUGAAUCUGGACCACAGAUGGCCAGCUUUAAAGUGGUUGUUCACCUUUAAAUUAACUUUUAGUAUGAUGUAGACAUUGAAAUUCUGAGACAAUUCCUCAUUUUGUAUUUUUUGUGGUUUUUCUAGCUUUUUGUUUAGCAGCUCCCCAUUGGUAUUCAGCAGCUAUAUGGUUGCUGGUUUUAUUUACCCUAGAAACCAGGCAGUGGUCUGAAUAAGAGACUGGGAUAUAAAUAGAAGAGGGUCUAAAAAGAAAGAUAAGUAAUAAAAAUUAAUAAUAGCGACAAAAUUGUAGCCUAAUCGAGCAAUGUUUUUUAUCUGCUGGAGUGAGUGACCCCCCAUUUGUAAGUUUCAGAGAGACAAAUAAUAAUAAAUAAAAAAAACUAUAAAAAAUAAUGAAGAUCAACUGAAAAGUUGCUAGGAAUAGGAGAUGCUAUAAUGAAUUAAAAGUUAACAUAAAGGUAGACUACUUCUUUGAGCCUGCUAUUGUGAUGUUUGCUGAUGCUCAAGUAUUAAUGUGUGUAAUCACAUGAUUCAGGCCACUGGUAAUUAUUGGAAUGCACUUUUUUGUAAUAACUCCACUGAGCAAGUAAACUAACUAUAUGAUAUUGUACAGCGGAUCUGGAAGCUUAUAGCCAAGCUCAAGGCUUCACGGAAACUUUGAAAAGCUGGUGUGCGGGAUCUGGUUUUAUAAUUAUGAACACUAGAUGAUAUUGCUCUAUCCAGAUCCACACCAGAGACACCCUACAGAAAGCUCAGUUAUUGGGGUUGCCACCUCAUAGACCUAGUCGUUGCCCUGCACUGCAGCAUGAGUAUUCUAGAAGUGCUUAGUUCUAAUGAGAUGAGGAAGGAUGUUACUGAGUAUGGCAGAAGGUUAUUCAGCUGUAAACUUUGGCUUUGUGUCUUCUUGCCGCACAGUAUGUAUGGUUUUGUGCUUAUUUUUGAUAAUGAACUUAAAGAAAUCCCCAAAGCAAAAUAUCUAAUUACAAUUUGCAUAAUUCUAGAAAACAACUAAUGCAAAUCUCCCUGUGUAAUAUGAGCCUGAAUCUGAGGCCUCCAGACCUAUCCGUUGCAUAUGGUUUCCUUCCGUUAAAGCCAUGCGUUAUCAGUUUUACUUUCAGGCAGCAGCUUGCGGUUACUGAACAGCUUUCAGCUCAGAUUACACAGCAGAGGUGGGAGGGGGAGAGAGCAGAUAGGGUAGGGGAAGAGAGGAGCAGGAUUUUUCUGACUCAGAAGCUCAUGUAUACAAAAUAAAAGGAAAUAAAUGUGGCGUUUCUUUUCACUGAGGAUUCAGAGCAGCAGUUCUGUGAGUGCUUAUGGCUGUAUUUACAUAGACCUUUCUGAUAAAGGUGUUUUCACCUGAUUCAGUUUGAGUUAGUACAAAAUCUGCUGAAAAUACAGUAAAAUCAUAACAUGUUUAACUUCUGUCAGCAAGUUUUAAAUAGUUAGGCCCCCUAGGAUUUACCCUUGUUAUCCCCCGAGAUAGGCAGCCAAGACUAAGCAGUUCAACUAAGCAGGUCCCAGAAGACAAAUAUUUUGCCAAUCCUUUUCUUCGUUUAGUACAUUAAGCAUUAAAUAGAUUGGUCUUAUUCUUCAGCAGUAGGGACAUUUAAAUAGUUUAAACCUUAGUACAUAUGCCAGAAUAUACACAUGCAGAUUUCUCAAAAUUUGGACCUGUCUGCAUUGUAUAUUUGUGCUAUUCUGCAAUAUAAUAUCUACCUCAUUGUGAAAAAGGAAUAUUUAAAAGUCUGUCAUGAUAAAUAUCUGCUUGCAAAUAACAUUCAUUAAUAGAGGAAAAGUGAUUGAAAUGUAUACUGUGUAGUUCCGUCCGGAAUGAUCAAUUUUUCAACAAUUAAUUGUUAUCAAGACUUGUUGCAAUAAUCAUAUAAAAUAAAAUGCAAGGUGGUAUCGCUGGCCAGUUUAAGCACAAUAAAUUUGUAUUGUAACCCACUUAUGUUUUGUUCAAGUUGAAUGUGUCAUGUUGUUUCUUCUAUAUUUGUGCAUAAUAAAGAUAUAAAUCUAAAACUU